GUAUCAUGUGUGUUGAACACUCGCUCUGUUGUUGGUUGCAGUGGGUUCUCUAACUCCUCCAUGGAGAACAUCUCCUCCAACUUCAGCAUGGAGUGUGGCACCUAUGAGCAGCUGGGCUACUGGCCCAAUAACUUUGAUGACUUUGGUGCGUCCAUCAUGUUGCUCUAUGAUGUCAUGAUAGUCAACAACUGGCAGGCCUUCAUGGAUGCAUACAGCAGAUACACCACUGAGUGGUCAAAGAUCUACUUUGUGUCUUGGUGGCUCACCUCCUCGGUCAUGUGGGUCAACCUGUUUGUCGCGCUCAUCUUAGAGAACUUCAUCUAUAAAUGGGACCGCAGUCACAGCUGCUCUGUUACAGAUGUGGAGAGGAUCAGAUAUGAAACAUCUGUUCAACUCAUGUUCAGAGAGCAGAUCCAGGAGCCCACUGAAGAGGAGUUAAUAUGCCAACUACACCAACACCCUCACCUACACCUGCACUGGUGACACACACACAGCACCAUCACCCGCGAGACUGCUACUAAAUGUGUCUAUUGUGUGGUCGAAGCACUGAAAGGUCAAAAUCACAGUAUACAACAAAUGUUUGUUCAUUUUUUAUUAUUUUUACAAGUAAUUACUGCUGCUGCAAAAAGCACAUGUUCUUCUUUUGUGUCAUGUUAUUUAUAAACCACUGCCAAUGAGAAGUCUCUGGGUGUUUCUCAAUGUCGAGGAAGGCUGCUCCAGAGCCACUAUUUCAAGGCGCUCCAUUUAAGGCGGGGCCUCUCAUAUGACGCACACCUGCACACCUGUUAGCCUGUUCCACCAUUCUUCGUUUUCGGAGGCUAGGAAGGAUUCUUGCCUCGCUUCUGAAGCAAGUGACAGUACAUGUGCUACCAUGCAAGCCUCCUCAACAUUGAUAAACACCCCCUCUGUACAACUGAAACUGCUUGCAGAGAAGACGUCCUGUCAUUAGUCUAGCCGAAAAUUAGUGGGUGGGGCUAAAUAUUCCCAGGUUGUGUGCGAAUUCCAUAGUAUUCAAUAAUAAAUACUAUAAAGUAUUUUCCCAGGGCUUAAUAAUACAGCAUUGAUAAUGACAAAAUAAUGAAGCCAGAACAUUUAUUGAGAGGCGUGCAUGUGUAUUCUGGGUAAUGAUGGAGGCUGCAUGUCUACUUCUAAAUACUUUGCAGAGGGGUAUUUUAUGUAACAUAUUUAGAUGUGUUUUAAACUGGAAUCCUGAAUUUUUUUUAUUCUAGAAAGGACGCAGUUCUAGCAAGAAAACAACAGGGAUUUCCUUUUUUUAUUUAAAGCGAUUUGUAUAGAGAAGUUGGAAUGCCAUUUUAUUAUAUUUGUAUUAAGUUGAGAUACAGUUUGUACAAUACAACUCUUUAUACAAGAUUGACAAAUAGAUUUUAAAUAAAUAUUUUGA
Molecule: messenger RNA, 1402 nt
Organism: Notothenia coriiceps (black rockcod)
Lineage: Eukaryota; Metazoa; Chordata; Actinopteri; Perciformes; Nototheniidae
Product: two pore calcium channel protein 2-like
Exons: 5
Coding region: 61-483 (140 amino acids)
Biological process (GO): endocytosis involved in viral entry into host cell; monoatomic ion transport; transmembrane transport
Cellular component (GO): lysosomal membrane
Molecular function (GO): intracellularly phosphatidylinositol-3,5-bisphosphate-gated monatomic cation channel activity; ligand-gated sodium channel activity; voltage-gated channel activity
Source: RefSeq, a predicted model, not a curated record